Molecule: messenger RNA, 6071 nt
Organism: Laccaria bicolor S238N-H82
Lineage: Eukaryota; Fungi; Basidiomycota; Agaricomycetes; Agaricales; Hydnangiaceae
Exons: 7
Coding region: 1-5853 (1950 amino acids)
Cellular component (GO): cytoskeleton
Source: RefSeq, a predicted model, not a curated record
AUGGUGUUUGAAUUUUGGUGGAAUGAUAUUUGUUUGCGAGUCUCUGGUUGUGGACGUGCUGCCUUGACGCGUCCUUCGUCGCCAUCCUAUACCCAUUUCUCUUUCUUUUGGGAAGCUCCGUAUACCACUCCUCGGCGACCGUUGCUUGCCAGCACUCACGAAAUACCCAUUGCCAUACCUCUACACAACACGAUGGCAAGGCCUCGAGAACACUUGCCCCGGCUCAAUAUUCCGCAGAAUUUGAGCAUGCAACAACCGGUGGGCGGGCAGGGCGCGUUCUCCCCAGCACUCCCAACUAGUCUCCAGCAAGGCUAUCAUCCCCCAUAUCCCAUGCACAGCUCACUUCAAACUCCCAUGCAAGCAUUCUUCAUUCCUCAAGCCCCAUCAGCCCCGGGUCGCCCAACACACCAGAGCAAUGCCAGCGUCGCCCAUUUCACCGCUGCUGGAAUUCAUCCUCUUAAUACCUUUACUCCUGUCACAGGCCAUUUUCCUCGUCCUUCCGUGAUGCUGGGACCGCCUCCUCCCUUUGUGGGACAGCAAUCAUCUGGUCAUCCAUUCCCAAACCGUAACAGGAGGCAGCCCAGUAUUGGUGGGCCGCCAAAAGCAGUUCUUGGCGGUCCUUCUCGUAAACUUAGUCCCUUGCCCACCGUCGCCGUCGUACCCAUGGCUCCCUCGCCGACCCCUCAGAAGGUAAAGAAGGUAGUUGUGAACUUUCCCAAAGAGACCGUACCUGGUGAAGAUGGCCAACCCCCGACGCGUCCAUCGUGGGCUAGAUCACCACUCAUGAAUAACUUCGUUUACCGUGAUCAAGACGUUCCCCCGGUCGAUUUGCAGACAAAAGAGCUCUUUCCCCCUGACUCGUGGAGAUUUGAAAUGCCUGAUACUGUUGACGUUUUUCUGCCAGGAAAGCAAGCUAUUGAAGCGAAGCUCGAAAUGCUGGGAGUAGAACGUGGUUCAGGAAGUAAUAUUCCUUUCAUUCACGCUCCUCAUGCUCGGGCUGCAUCGAUAUCAUCUCCCGCGGAUCCUGCUCUCUUAUUCUUCAAAUUAAAUAAGCUCCAGCAAUCUCUGGACGUCUCGUCGGGUGGCAACUCUUUGUCAAACUCGCCUCAGCCACUCUUCGGGCUCUCGCCACCACCACGGUCCCGAUUUAUAACCAAUCGUCACGGCCACAGUAUGUCGCUGGCUCAACCCCCGUCCUACCGACCUCCAUUCUUCGAUGCUCCGCCCCCAGUGUUCAAUCCCUUUGGGCCGAAUGCAACCCUUGCAUCUGAUCAGGAUGUGCCAGAGAAUUCUACACAUUCGGCCGUGACUGAGAGUAUUCACGCUCCUCAAGGUCGUAUCCCAGUGACAAUAGCUUCUUUGGCCCCUCCACCGUUGUCGGCUGUCCCUCGCUCAGACAGCCGCCCUGAUUUUAUCCGUGGGUUUGGUUUGGACAUACCGGAGGAAGAGGAAGAAGAAGUGCAACAAGACGAAGUUCAGGACGACGGUGAUGGUGAAGCCACUCAAGACAUGGAGCUGGAAGAGAGCGGAACCAAUGAUUUCGAAGGCGCUAGCACAACUGCGCCUCAUAGCAGACUUCAUUCGCGUCAUGUGUCAAGGCUUUCUGCAGCUCUUUCCCUCCGCUCGGUGGGUGGGAAUCUAAAUGCCAUUUUUGGAGAGGAUGAUGCGGUUCAGGACGACGGAGCCACUCAUCCAGAGCAACAUUUAGGUCGGAAUGACGUGGAUGUGGAGGACGCUAUCGGGGAAUGGACCGGAUCUGAAGAUGUUUAUCUUGGUAACGAGAGUUCCGAUAAUGAGAGUAUUGGUGAAUGGUCAAAUCCAUCUGACGAGGAACGAGCGAGGCGUGAACGUGUCCGACGUCGUAUGAAUCGCACAAAUGCUCAGCAACUGGACCAACCAAGGCGCAUACCAAAUUUCCCGCGCCCUCCAGAAAACACAAUGAUGUUUUCCUCUUGCAGAGACGACGAUAUGGUUUCUAAUCCAAGUGAAGAAAAUCUCGUCCUUCAGAGUCAAACAGGGUUUUCGAGUAAAGGCGGUCUUUCGCCCCUCCCGCAUUCUCGUGUAGCGUCUGCGCAAUACUCGCUACAUGACCCGGCUAUGGCACAUUCCCGCGCCCAUUCCGAAAACUUCCAGUAUCCGAAUAUUACAAAUCACCAGUCGCAACCUUCUCUUGGUAGAAGAGAUUCUCUCAACCCCUUCGCGAAACCAUUUGUGUUUGGCAAACCCCUCGAGUCUUCUGGUUCUGGUUCCUGGGAGGGUAACAGCGGGGCUCCAAACGCACCUCUGCUGAGUCACUCCCGUCUUCCAUCAUUUGGUAAACCAUUAAAUGUUGCCGCACCCGAAUUCAAACCUGGAGGCUUCACCUUCAGACCGCCAGCGGGAGUACCUCAGAUGCCCGCCCCUGCGACCGGAUUCCCUCAAGACUCUAUCGCACCAGUUGAAAACCCUGAAAGCUCUCCCUUCAAGGUUCAAGGACGAGAAAAGAGGCAACGCCGUGGCUCCAGUGGUUCCAUGGAAGAGGGAGAUAGUAUGACAUCCUUCAGAUUCCCGCCAAAUUUAGAGUCUCCUCGAAGUAUCCGGCAUACGACAUCUAUAUCUGGCUCACGGCAUAAACUCAACCCGUCCGCUGAACCCUUUACAUUUGCUGGAUUCUCCGCCGUUGCCACUCUACCUUACGUGCCAAAGGCCAUCAGCCAACAAGACGCUGCUCCAGAAUUUGGAGAGGAAACAUUCAAUGACAAAGGCACAACCAAGGCGGAGGAAAAUGAAGACAAUCAGACUCAAGACUUGAACUUACCCUCUACCGCUAAACCGAAGCGUGCACCGAUACCUCUCGAUUUUAAGCACCCUGUUUCUAGCAAUACUGUCCCGGCUGGUUUGUUCAAAGCGUUGGUCAAUAAUGGCGAUGAAAGAACUCGCCGAGCUGUGCGUUCUCGACUUAGCUCUCGGGAAAUAUUUGACCACCUCAAUCGCCCUUCGAUGGAUGACAUACAUGUUCCUCCCAUCGCAAACCAAACUUCGCGUAGUCGACACGUCACAGAUCCGGGCGAUCGACCAAACUCAGCAGGAGAUGAAGACAUUUUUGGCUCGUCAAGACGCACGACUCACACGCGUCGUAGAUCCUCCUUACCUGAUGCCCUUCGUGAUGACAAUUCAUCUAUUUCAGGAGUAUCUGUGGCACCUCAGGAUCUGACAAGUCGGAUGGAGAUACAUAAGAUUGAACAUGUGCUGGGUCAACUUUUGGAUGAUAAGCUCACCGCACUGCGUCAGGAUCUGUCAAAACGGGAGCACAACGAUGCUCAGGGUUUGACACCAACAACAGAGGCUAUGAUUGCCGACGUGGUUUCAUUGUUCCGUACUCAACUUCAAGAAUCAGCUGGCCGCAGCCUGGAGGAUAGUCAGAUGGAUGCUCGUGGCGAGAUGGAUUUCGAAUUGAUCAAAGACGUUGUUGAGGAAGGCCACAGAGAGAUUUUGUCGGUUCUCAAGGCCCAACUGCAAGAGUUGUUUGAACAACUCCCUAAUCGCCCUGCCGAUAACAGCUUCCAAGACAUAGUCCCUAUUGUUGAACAGGUUGGUAGCAACACGACGCAAGCUGUUAUAGAAGCCAUCUCAGAAUAUUCCGUUCGCCAAGAAGCCAUUGGACGUGUUAUCCCUGCUCGAGAACGCGAUGCUCUGUUGGAACAACUUAUCUCUGUCCUUAACCCAAUGUUGGCCUCAAUGCAAACCGACCCUAUCGACUAUGAGUUCCUAACGACUCAUCUCACCCAGGCAGUCAAGCCGCACAUUUCGCAGCUCAUUGACUUGGCCUCCGAUAAACGCGAGACUGCUGGUCUCAUCGUGGACAGAAUCUUGCCUCUGCUACCCAAUUCCACAGUCGAUACGGACGCAAUUACGUUGCAAUUAAUCGCGGAGGUCCGCCGCGCCAUCGCUCCCAUUGACGCCUUUGAAAUCAAGGAACAAGUAGCAGACCUUGUAGUGGAACGCUUAGAUUCACGUCUCGCUGUUCGAGAUAAGGCGUUCAACAUCGAUACCGUUACUGGCAAAGUUACGAACGGCGUGGCAGGGUUGUUGGAACCAUUGCAAAGAGUUCCGACAACAUUGGACCAGGUGGUCGCUUCACAGGAUGCGCUCACUACGCAACAAAAUGAGUUAAGCACGCUUCACAAUACGAUAGCCACCGCUUUGUCUGAGCUUCCCUCUCAACUUGAUUCUUGCCUGGCAACUCUUCAGACAACUCAACAAAACAUUUUCGGUAAACUCGAGGCUGGAAUCAUCUCAGCAUCUCAGCCUAAUGACGGCAUUAUUGAGCUCAAGUCCACAGUUGAGGGCUUGUCUGCGAACUACCAGACUCUAAACCAUGGCAACGAUGAACUCAUAGCGAUGCACAAGCAAGUUUUGGACAAAAUAACCGUCCUGCCUGAUACCUUGUCUACCAAAAUGAAUGCAGUACACAAGAGUCUAGCUGAAAUGAUCACUUCCCGCGAUAUCUCGAAGCGAGAAGUGGAUGAACUCCGCAAACUCAACAAUGACUAUCAAGUUCAACUAACAAAAGCCCGCGCAGCUCAUGGACAAGUUCGGGUAGAGAAGGAUGUCUUGAAUGAGAGGCUUGGCGUCGUUGAGGGAGAACGUGAUCAUCUAAAAGUGCAGGUCGCUGAACUACAAUCCUCAGCCAAAGCGAGGGCAACGGAAACCUCAACCCUGGAGUCUCGAAAUUCAGAACUUGAAGAAGCACUUUCGAAGGCGCUAGCGCGGCUCCAAUCAGCUGACGUCGCAACACAAGCAAACCAGCAACGUAUUGCCGACUUGGAAAAAAUUAACAGGGAGUUGGUGGCUGAUAAACAGGCUUCGAAGUCCAAGGUGGAGUCCUUGGAGUUGCAGGUCACCUUUGCGUCACGCGAUAAGGAAAGUGCUGUCCAGGCACUAGAAGCUCUCCAAAAGCAGCACGAUACACUUGCAUCGCAGCAAACGCAUUGGGACGAUUGGCGACGCGCUUCCGAAAAGAUCGAUAUGCUUACCAACUUGAUUGGCCAAGCUGAUAAUGAUGAGCUGAAAGAACUUCGUAGGAAUCGAGAACGUAGCAAAGCCCUCGAGGGAGAGCACACUACACUACAAAAACGCUUCAAGGAUUUAGAAGUCAAGGUAUCUAACAGUGAACGGGCGGCUACUACUGCGCGGCAAAGUUUAGCACAAGCCCAGCAACGUUCUGCUGAAUGGGAACGACGGGCCAAGGAGUACGAAGGUCAAUUGGAAAUGACGCAAACUAAAUUGGAUCAAGCCGAACAAAUUCAAGCCCAGCUUGACGCUGAUUACUCUUUGAUGAAGCUCCAAUUUGAGGAACGCGAGGCUGAUGACCGCUUAGCGAAGGAUCGCGAAAACAAAAUGCGGGAUCAAAUAUCUGCUCUGGAGAGCAAAGUCAGAAAUCUUCAAACGGAGCUCCUCGAAGCAAAGACCUCCAAGGCCCCAAUUCCUAACAGGAACAUCACAAACGGUAAUAGCCAUCCUCCCCCUCGACCUGAUUCUCGAGCGAGCACGAUCUAUGAUGGUCGCUCAAUCACGCCGAACCGUCGCAUAUCCACGUAUUCGACCACAAGUGGAAGAACCAAUACACCACCGCAAGCCUCUGUUUGGCAAUCUAUGCACGCUCCCACUAACACCAACAUCGUUAGCAAACACGUAACAUCAUCGGCCAGCAUCCAUGCCCCUAAGAGUAGAUACCCCCCUCUUGGUCCAUCCACUCCCAAAGCGCGGCGCCCAGCCUACCCGUCGUCAUAUAAUCGAGCAGCAGCACCAUCGCCGACUCCGAGCACCGUGUCCGCAGCUCCCACACAGGGCGAGGAUGGCUGGUGGUCAUGAUAACGAUUAUUUUUGAUUAAUGUUGAUUCAAUUUUUUUUUACUGUCUUGCAUAUCUCAAUGACUUUUGCUGCUCUCCCAUGCAUAUUACUUGCUCAAAUAUCUCCAUAUAAUCUAUACCACCCAUCGCUUCCUACAUACUCACAUUCUUUUCAACGUUUUUUUGUUCUCACUAUAAUCAUCUUCUAGCGGAUUUGUAAAUAUACCUACCCUCGUUCAA